This is a messenger RNA of Danio rerio (zebrafish), 7671 nucleotides long. The record is from RefSeq and is a predicted model, not a curated record. Lineage: Eukaryota; Metazoa; Chordata; Actinopteri; Cypriniformes; Danionidae.
UAAUGCCAUGUGGAUUCAAUGUGUUGUCUCUAAAGGUGUAGUAUUGUUUUGUGACCGGUUUCUAAACUUUUAAAAUGACGAGUCGGUUAUGCGGGGCGGAAACGCGACGGUUCUAUAUUUCUGUUUCCGUGGGAGUGUGUGAUAGCGAGAGAUUUACUGACCCAGAUAGAGAUGAAAACAGGUCCUGCUGCUGUAGGGGGUCUCCUGUCAUUUUGAGAUCUAACUAUCUGACUGACACCGAGCAGGACUGGUUUGUGGCAGAAAUCCCUGUAUUGACCGAGUGCUGUGGUGCCAUGCGGCUGUUUCUUGAGGAGGUGUUUGUGUGGAUGACUCUUCAUUUCCCUCGCUGCAGUGCUGGGGUUUCUGUACUGUUUUUGGGGAAAGAUUGCUGCACUUAGUUGUAAGAUGCCCAAUGUGGAGCUGAGGAUGCACCGCUGGAAAUGGCAGACACGUUUUACCUCGCUUUACCUGAGCUGUGUGUAUUUACUCUGCUCAGUCUCUGGGGUCUCUGGCAGCAUCUGCUCAGUGACCGGCGGUGUUUUGGGGAUCCACUGGAGCAGCGUCAUCGGUCUGGGCUGGCAGCCGCUGGCGGUGGACCAGGGAGGGUCACGCUGCUGGGAGUCCUGCUGUUUGGAGCCGUCCUGCGGGGCCGUGUGGAGCCUCGGCGGACGCUGUGUGCUGUUGGCCUGCUCUCAGAGGGAAACCUGCGGCAUCUCGUCUCUUCCGCAGCCACAUGUAGAGUCUCUAGGGCUCCUGCAGCUCCUCAACAAGAGCAAGAGGAGGAAAACCCGCAGCGCUCAGGACAUCAGAGCAAUCAGGGACACGGAGCAGGACAUGUCUUCUAACCCUUCAGAGCCACUGACCACAUCUAACAGUGCGGCGAGCUCCAGCUCCAGUGGAGAGCAGACAGCUGAACACAACACAACACUGGAUUCAGAUGCUGCGAAUCAUUCAACUCUGAACAACAGUAAUCAGUCACCACAGUCCACAGUGGCUCCAGCCACAACACCAGCUGUAACAGUGCGAGAGCUGGUCGUCUCUGCUGGCCAAAAUGUGGAGGUCACUCUACCACGCAAUGAAGUGAAGCUCAGUGCUUAUGUAGUGCCAGCGCCACCUACAGGGACCAACUAUGACUUUGACUGGCGUUUGAUAACACAUCCAAAAGAUUACAGUGGAGAAAUGGAGGGUAAACACACCAUGACACUUAAGCUGAGUAAGCUGACGGUGGGUCUGUAUGAGUUUGAGGUGGUGGUAGAUGGAGAGGGUGCUCACGGGGAGGGAUACGUCAAUGUCACUGUCAAACCAGAGCCACGAGUGAAUAAGCCACCUGUUGCAGUGGUUUCUCCAAAGUAUCAGGAAAUCUCAUUACCGACCAGCUCCACUGUGAUUGAUGGCAGUCGGAGCACUGAUGAUGAUAAAGUGGUGCUGUGGCACUGGGAGGAGGUGAAGGGGCCGCUCCGAGAGGAAAAGGCCUCAGGAGACACUGAUAUUCUCACCCUCACCAACCUGGUUCCCGGAAACUACACCUUCAGUCUUACAGUCACUGAUUCAGAUGGGGCUCAGAAUUCAACCCAAGCCAUGCUGUUAGUCAACAAGGCCACAGACUACAGGCCUACUGCUAAUGCUGGACCCAACCAAGUGAUCACACUCCCACACAACUACAUCACACUGAACGGCAACCAGAGCACUGAUGACCACGACAAUCUGUCCUACGAAUGGUCACUCAGCCCUGAGAGCAAAGGGAAGGUGGUGGAGAUGCAGGGAGUGAGGACGCCAACUCUGCAGCUCUCUGCCAUGCAGGAGGGAGAUUACACCUUUGAAUUGACCGUCACUGACUCGUCUGGACAGCAGGACACGACUCAGGUCACUGUCAUUGUCCAGCCAGAAAAUAACCAGCCUCCUGUAGCGGAUGCUGGUCCAGACAAGGAGCUGACGCUGCCAGUUGAUCACACCACACUGGAUGGCGGCAAGAGCACAGAUGACCAGAAAAUAGUCACGUACCACUGGAAAAAGACCAAGGGUCCAGAAGGGGUGAAGCUUGAUAAUGCAGAAACUGUGGUCGCCACCGUCACUGGCCUGCAGGAGGGCGAGUACAUUUUCAUGCUGACCGUGACGGAUGAAAGAAACCUGGAGAGCUCUGACACCGUCUCUGUCAUCGUCCGAGAAGAGAAUGAUCAGCCACCGGUUGCAAAAGUGGUGUCUAGUCCUCCGAUCACUUUGCCGGUGCGUACAGCAGUUCUAGAUGGUUCUCGAUCAUCAGAUGAUAAAGGCAGCAUCAGUUAUCUGUGGACCCGUGAGGAGAACAGUCCAGCCGCAGGGGAUGUCCUGAAUCACUCUGACCACCAGGCUGUGCUUUUUCUUGGUAAUCUGGUGGAAGGGAAGUACAGUUUCACUCUGACCGUCACUGACAGUAAAGGAAAGACCAGCUCUGACAGUGGCGUUGUAGAUGUUCGGCCAGAUGUCUACGAGCGGGAUUUGGUGGAGCUGAUCCUGGAAGUGGCCGUGGCUCAGGUGUCCCGCAGACAGAAGGAUAUGUACAUCAGGCAGGUCGGUGUCCUGCUGGGUGUCCUGGACAGUGACAUCACCAUUCGAGAGAUUAGCGCCUUUAAUGAGCACAGCACUCGUCUGGUAUUUCUGGUAUCAGGAGGUCCAGGAAGGCCUCCAUUAACUGGGCAUAGUGUGGCUAUGGAACUACGCAACAAAUUUCGCAAGCAAAAAAACGAGUUCCUCAUCUUUAAGGCCCGACGGGUGGACACAGUUAUCUGCCAGCUGAACUGCUCUGGUCAUGGAGAAUGCGACUCUUUCACCAGACGCUGCGUUUGCCACCUGUUCUGGAUGGAGAAUUUGUUUAGUACUUAUUUUGGAGAUGCUGAGAGCAACUGUGAAUGGAGUGUAUUAUAUGUAACGAUAGCAUCCUUCAUGAUCGUGGUUGCCAUAGCAACUGUAAUAUGGGGCUUGGUGUGCUGUUGUCGAAGGCGGAAAAGCAAAGUGAGACGAAAGAGCCGUUAUAAAAUGUUGAACGAGGAUGAUCAAGAGACUAUGGAGUUAAAGUUACCUAGACCUGGUCGUCUGAAGUCUGUGCCAGCUCCCACAUCUUCUGCACUCAUGCACUCAGACUCUGAUCUGGAAAGUGACGACGGUCAAGCAGGAAUCCCCUGGUCAGAUCGAGAGCGCGGGAAGCUGCUUCCACCCCAAAACGGAUCUCUACGUAACGGCCAGGGUCCACAUAAACCUAAAAAAACACGAGAGGAGCUGCUUUAGCACGGCUCCCGUACUGCACCAACACACUGUAUUCACCCCUUAUCUGGCACAUGGAGGAACUGCAGGACUUCCGGAGUGAAUUGAAGCGCAGCCCUGAGCCAACAUGAGAAGGAAUUAAACCCGACAGGUCAGAUCUGUAAAGCCAUGCAACUGAAUAGGCAAUGAGAAUGUACCUGCUGUAGUGCAGAGAUGGUGUCCGGUGAGUGAAUAUCUGAGAAACGUUUCAAAAACUGAGCCUCAUCACUGUCAUCUUCCUAAGAAGCUUCCCGCACUGCUGUAAAUGUGUUUCUUACUUUAGUUUGUGCCUUGUUUUUAGUCCAAAUAUAUAACAAUUCUUAAAUCAAGAAGCUUUUUAUAGACGAGUACAAAAUAGUGUUUUGUUUUUAGAAAUCGUAAGUCAAAAUUAAAUUCGUUUACGCUAAAUUAUCUGCCAAUGAGGUAAGAAAAAAAGCAUUGUUUUUGGUUUACUUGGAGUGUUCAUGAAUGCGAUCAUGUUGUGGUUGUCAUAUAAUCAUGUUGUGCAUGUGAAUGAGAUUUUAUGCAUGCUUAUGGCAACUGUCCUUAAGUGUCAUUCGCUCAGUUAUGACAUGUUAUAUGCAAAGAUGACAUUAGUAGGGUUGUCACGAUACUGAAUUCGGUACCAAUCGAUACUAACAUUUUUAAAAUGUCCAUUUCUCGUUAACAUUUGAGCGCGUUCUUAAACAAUGCUGAUUUGCCAUUGUGUUCUCGUGCUCAACAGAAAAGAUUGUGAUUGUACGUGAAGGUGACUUCAAACUCACCGCUGUUUACUAAGUGUAACCGCAGAUACAGGGACACUGGAGCUUUUUAAAGCUGUGAUUCAUCAGUGGUAUGUCAGCUUAUAGACAAACUAGCUGGUUGACGUGACUUUAAAAUGCUCCAGUGUCCCUGUAUCUGCGGUUCCACUCAGUAAACAGAGGUGAGGUUAGUGAACUGAUGACCUUCACAGCCAAUCACAGUCAUUUCUGUUGAGCAUGUGAGCACAAUGGCAAAUCAGCACCGUUUAAGAACAGGCUGAAAUGUUACCGGGAAAUAGACGUUUUUAAAUUUUAUAACAGCGUCACUAAUAUAUAUCUUGACCUCAACUAUAAUGGUACAAGCUGACUUCGACUUUAUCAGCGUCAUUAAUAUUUGAUGACAUAUUAAUAUCAUUAAAUAUUGAAUUAAUAUCAAUAUAUUUAAGUAUUUGACAGAGUAAUGACACUUUUAAUGAGACAUUGCAAUUGUUUGUUAGUAGUGGUUGUCACGAUACUGAAUUCAGUACCAAUCGAUACUAACAUUUUUUAAAUGUCCAUUUCCCGCUAACAUUUGAGCGCUGUUGAGCGCGUUCUUAAACAUUGCUGAUUUGCCAUUGUGUUCUCGUGCUCAACAGAAAAGAUUGUGAUUGUACGUGAAGGUGACUUCAAACUCACCGCUGUUUACUAAGUGUAACCGCAGAUACAGGGACACUGGAGCGUUUUAAAGCUGUGAUUCAUCAGUGGUAUGUCAGCUUAUAGACAAACUAGCUGGUUGACAAGACUUUAAAAUGCUCCAGUGUCCCUGUAUAUGCGGUUUCACUCAGUAAACAGAGGUGAGGUUAGUGAACUGAUGACCUUCACAGCCAAUCACAGUCAUUUCUGUUGAGCAUGUGAGCACAAUGGCAAAUCAGCGCUAUUUAAGAACGUGCUCAAAUGUUAGCGAGAAAAAGACGUUUUUAAAAUUCCAGUAUCAUGACAACCCUAUUUGUUAUGACAACUUGACAUAAACAAAUACAUCACAUUCUGUUUUUGACUUUGUCAUGAGUUCUUGACAUUUCCAAGAUUACAAAACUUGCCAUAAAUCUGUCAUGAAGCCAUUAUAAAUGUGUCAUGAUUUUUAUAACAGCAUCAUUAAUCUAUAUUUUAGACCUCAACUACAGUGGUACAAGCUGAAUUUGACAUUAAAAUGUCAUAAAAUAUUAAUGACGCUGUUAAAAAAAUUUGACAGAGUAAUUACACUUUUAAUGAGACAUUUCAAUUGUUUGUUAUUAGUGUUGUCAGAAUACUGGAAUUCGGUACCAAUCGAUACUGAAAUUAAAAACGUCCAUUUCCCGCUAACAUUUAAGCACUGUUGAGCACGUUCUUAAACUGCACGUGAAAUUGACAUUUUAAAAAUUGUCAUUAAAUAGUAGUGAUGCUCUUAAAAAUGAUUUGACGGAGUAAUUACACUUUUAAUGAGACAUUUAAAUUGUUCGUUAUUAGUGUAAUCAAUACUGAAGUUUUAAAAACGUCCAUUUCCUGCUAACAUUUAAGCGCUGUUGAGCGUUUUCUUAAACAGCGCUGAUUUGCCAUUGUGUUCACCAGUGCUUUACAAAAAUGACUUUGAUUGGCCCUGAAGGUCAUCAGUUCACCAAUCUCACCGCUGUUUACUAAGUGUAAUCACAGAUACAGGGACACUGGAGUGUUUCACUCAGUAAACAGCAGUGAGUUCAGUGAACUGAUGACCUUCACGGUCAGUCAUUUUUGUUGAGCAGGUGAACACAAUGGAAAUCAGCGCGAUUUAAAAAUGCGCUCAAUUGUUGGCGGGAAAUUUACUUUUUUAAAAUUUCAGUACCGAUUGGUAGCAAAUUAUAUCCUAAAAUAUCGUGACGACUCUAUUUGUUAUGACAACUUGACAUAAACAAAUACACCACAUCCUGUUUUUGACUUUGUCAAGAUUACUUGACAUUUCCAAGACAGCAAAACUUGUCAUAAAUCCAUCAUCAACAUUACUGUCAUAAAGCCAUUAUUAAUAUGUCAGAAAUUUUAUAACAGCAUCAUUAAUCUAUUUUUUGACCUCAACUAAAGUGGCACAAGCUGAAUUUAACAUUAAAAUGUCAUUAAAUAGUAAUGACGCUGUUAAAUUUUUUUUGACGGAGUGAAGACGCUUUAAUGAGACGUUUCAAUGACAAAUACAGUGAAAACGUGAUCAGAAAAUAUUCAUUAUAUUAUAUUAUAUUAUAUUUAUAUUUUAUUAUAUUAUAUUAUAUUAUAUUAUAUUAUAUUAUAUUAUAUUAUGUUAUAUUAUGUUAUAUUAUAUUAUAUUGGCUUCAUGACAAUCAUGUUUAUGACAGAUUUAUGACAAGUUAUGUUGUCUCGGUAGUGUCAAGUUGCCAAAGACCGGUUGUAAUGUAUUUGUGUAUGUCAAGUUGUCAUAACAAUGUCAUAUUUGCAUUUAAAAUGACAUUACUGAGCGAAUUACACUUAAUAACAGUUGUUAUAACCAUGCAUAAAAUCCCAUUUACAUUCCUGACUUGUCAUGUAAUGAUUAUAAAGGUUUCAUGACUAAUGAAAAUCUAAUAAACACCCUAUUCAAGUAAAGCAGGGGUGUCCAAACUCAGUCCUGAAGGGCCGGUGUCCUGCAUAAUUUAGUUCCAACUUUCUUCAACACACCUGCCUGGACGUUUCUGGUUCAGGUGUGUCUAAUUGGGGUUGGAGCUAAACUUUGCAGGACACACUUACUUACAGAUUAUUUAGCUUGUUUUAAGAACAAACCUCUGACUUAUUAUGUCUAAUAACAAAACUAUUUCUCAUUUGACUUGUCUAGAUAUAAAAUGCUUCUAAAUUUAAGUAUUUUAACAAAUUUGGACUAGAAACGAGACAAAAACUCAAGUAAACAAAUCAUUUUUUGCAGUGUGAUAUGACAGGCAUCCAAACACUACUGCCUGUCACGUCUGUUCAUUUGUAUAUUUUUACAUGAUAAUAAUAAUGCAGAGAAAUGAGUCCUGGGGCACCCCAGAAAUGCCAUGUAUGACUGCAUGAGAAAUCAAGAUUUUGGUUUCUAUCUUCUCACUUUUUUAUGGUUUGCAUGUAUAGAAAUGUGCGUGUGCUACUUUGCUGUAUGUCAGAGGUGCGUUUUUGCCCCUUCGAACACCAGCAAACGAGACGCCUGCAGCAUUAUAGCCAUGUUCAUCAGGGCUUCCUGUAAUCUUAAGGAUGGAAAUCGUACACUGGAAAAUGCAUUGGGUGUUGCACUAUAGAGCUAGCUGCUAGUUUUUACCCCCCUCUGGUUUUGAUAUUGAAUAUAAACAGGACGGGGUCUGGCUCGCUCAAGCUGGAAUAGCCACCAAAUCCAUAGAUCAUCUUUUGUUACACUUGCCAAAAGCAUUGUGUGCUCUCUUUGGCUUUCUGAUGAUGCUUUCUGUCAGAAUUCGUCAAUUGGUUUUGUUAGGGAAAGGCUGAAUGUUAUUAAUGACGUGUGUGAGAUUUAUUUUGAUGUUUCCCCACUCACAUCGGAGUCUUGCACAUUUUGAAUGCAUGAGGGGGAAAUAAAGGGAUUUUUUAUUUUUAAUUCAUUUUUGUUUUCCUUCGGAUGUUUUUAAUGAAGAAUUCCCUGUUUCAUGUGACUUGUUCUAAUUCGAGUGGAAUAAAUAAAAAGGAAUAUAUUUACAGCUGA